UUCUUUUUUAUUUAAUUUUGUACCUUUUUUUUUGUUCCUUCAUCAUGAAUUUUAAAGAUAGAACAUCAGAGUUUUAUAAUUUGGUAGAACGUAUCAAGAAGAGAGGCAAAAGUCAACCGGUUGUUCCCAAGCGCCAGGGAACACCUCAAGCACGUUCUGAAUUUGCAAGAAUGGCUGCACAAUUAGGUCGUAGUAUUGCCGCCACUUCCGAAAAAUUAGAGCAAUUGACCACCCUUACUAGAUCAUCGGCUGAUAGCCAUACAUUAAAUAUAUUGACACAAUCAAUUAAACAAGAUAUCACAAAAUUAAACAAACAACUCCAAAUAUUACAAUCUGUGACGAAACAAAGAUCCUCCAGUUCCAAACAAGCGACAGAACACACAAAUAAUGUCAUCAUGUCACUACAAACAAAAUUAGCAGAUACCUCUUUAGGAUUCAAGGACGUUUUGGAAUCACAGGUGAAUCCAUCGCCUACUUUGCAACACCAAGAGGCAUCACAGCAACCACGUCGGCGAGUGAAUGUUGCUCAUCAUCCACAUCGAGAAUCUCCGCCAUUCGUGGAUGAUUCGCCACAAUCGUUAGGCAUACCCAUGAUUUCACAACAGCAGCAACAGCAAAUGAUGAUGAUGGAACAGCAGGACAGUCGUAUUGAGACUCGCUCCAAUGCCAUGGAAACUAUUGAAAGCACAAUUGCCGAAUUAGGGGGUAUUUUCUCUCAGUUGGCUACCAUGGUAGCCGAACAACGAGAGACUAUUCAACGGAUUGAUCAGAAUACAGACGACAUUGAAAUGAAUGUGUUGGGAGCUCAACAUCAAUUAAUGAAGUAUUAUACAAAUAUCAGUUCGAAUCGAGGUUUAAUUAUCAAAGUAUUUGUAACUAUUAUUCUUUUAUUUUUACUGUUUACCUUCAUUAUGUAAAUAAAAACAAUAUAUUACCUUCCUUUGGAUUUGCCCCUU
Mucor mucedo is the source of this 956-nucleotide messenger RNA. Its product is annotated as t-SNARE. Gene Ontology annotation, biological process: endoplasmic reticulum to Golgi vesicle-mediated transport; intracellular protein transport; vesicle fusion. The coding region runs from base 45 to 917 and encodes 290 amino acids. NCBI's taxonomy places the organism in Eukaryota, Fungi, Mucoromycota, Mucoromycetes, Mucorales, Mucoraceae. Gene Ontology annotation, molecular function: SNARE binding; SNAP receptor activity. The record is from RefSeq and is a predicted model, not a curated record. Gene Ontology annotation, cellular component: endomembrane system; Golgi membrane; SNARE complex. The transcript is spliced from 5 exons.